UCCUGCAUGUUAUGCUGGGGAUGAGAACAGGGGAAAUCCAUCCAUUUCUCAAAAUCAUGGAGUGGGCUUUGAGGAUGAGAACAUUACGGGCAUGGGUUAUUGUUGUGCUGCUGCUUCAUCAGUUUCAUCAUCAUCAUCAUGAAUCAAUGGCAUGUUUGGAGSAGGAGAAGAUGGCUCUUUUAGCUUUCAAGGCUUCUGUUCCAUGGACUGAUGAUGAUGAUACUUCUUACGGCCGUCUCCCAACUUGGGUUGAGGACGAUGAUAAUGAUGAUUGUUGUUCCUGGGAGAGAGUUCAAUGUAAUAUCACCACUGGCAGAAUCAUCCAACUCUCUCUCAGUUAUACCAGAAGUCGGUCAUCAUAUGAUGCACCAAAUUGGCUUCUAAAUGCCAGCUUGUUUCUUCCCUUUCAAGAGCUUCAACAUUUUGACUUAUCUGAAAACCGGUUUGGAGGUUUGGCAGACAAUGAAGGGCUGGAACCGUUGGGUAGAUUAAAGAGGCUGGAGGUUCUCGACUUGAGUUUCUUGAUAACUWGCCGGUCUGGAGAASUUGCAAAUGUUGGAUUUGAGUKGGAAUGGAUUCAAUGGCAGUGUUCAAGCAAUCCAAGGUACGUACAACAGCUCUUUUGGCGAAGCUUAAAGAGGCUGGAGGUUCUCGACUUGAGUUGGAAUGAUUUCAACAACAGCAUCCUGCCGUCUUUGGGUGCCCUCAAAUCCCUCAAGAGUCUGUCUCUCGGUUAUAACAAAUUGGAAGGGAACUUUCCUGCUGAAGAACUAGCCGGUCUGGAGAACUUGCAAAUGUUGGAUUUGGGUCACAAUAGAUUCAAUGGCAGUGCUCAAGCAAUCCAAAGUACGUACAAAAGCUCUUUUGGCAAAGCUUACUUCUUUGCGUUGACGUUUUCAGCUUGUAUUUCUGGUCUCAAAAGGUUUAACAAGUUGGAGGAAAUACACUUAGAUCAAAACAAUUUUAACACAACGAUUAUACAGUAUAUUGGUCUGCUUGCACCGGUAAUUAAGAAAUUGUAUCUCGGUGGAAAUCCAUUGAUGAGUGGAUCAAUAACCAGUGAAGAAUCGGAUACUUUGAGAAACUUGGAGCAAUUAGAUUUAUCUUCUUCUACGCUCAACAACAAAUUUCUCGAGAGCAUGGAGGGAAUGAUUUCUCUCAAGUUCUUAGAUAUGUCUUUCGCUCAAGGACUCAAUGGCACUCAACUACCACAUAAAGGAUUGUGCAAAUUAAGGAACCUCCAGGAGUUGGAUCUUAGAGGCAAUGAUUUCGUGGGUAGUGUCAACCAUUGUUUAGGAAAUCUCACAUCCCUUCGCGCAUUGGAUCUUUCUCACAAUCAAUUUGAAGGAAUCUUUGAUACAUCAUUCAUUGCUGGCCUCACUUCUCUUGAAUACCUUUCUCUUUCACAUAAUCGCUUCCAAGGUUCAUUUUCAUUCCAUUCCUUCGCUAACCUU
Messenger RNA from Nelumbo nucifera (sacred lotus), 1454 nucleotides. Lineage: Eukaryota; Viridiplantae; Streptophyta; Magnoliopsida; Proteales; Nelumbonaceae. The record is from RefSeq and is a predicted model, not a curated record.